Molecule: messenger RNA, 2523 nt
Organism: Hevea brasiliensis (rubber tree)
Lineage: Eukaryota; Viridiplantae; Streptophyta; Magnoliopsida; Malpighiales; Euphorbiaceae
Product: ubiquitin-like-specific protease 1D
Exons: 14
Coding region: 300-1991 (563 amino acids)
Biological process (GO): proteolysis
Molecular function (GO): cysteine-type peptidase activity
Source: RefSeq, a predicted model, not a curated record
GUAUUGGGCUUUUGGCGCUCUUCUGUUAUAUUAGGGUUUGGGUAAACCUCAGUUGCCCCUUCUUUUUGUAACUUUGGGCUUUGGCCUGCUUUUCAUCAAUGAACUGUCACCCGCUGGGAGGAGAAAGAAAACUCCUUCUCCGCCUCGGAUUUCCUCGCUCUCCCAAUAUUUGCCCAUGUGCCUAGUAAUCGUAAGAGAAACACGAGAGAAGACUGAGUACCAGAUGGGGUAAACACACUACUAGAAAGAAAAAAUAUAUAUAAAAAAAAAAAAAACUUUACUGGCAAUUCAAUCAAUGCAUGGAAGAAGAGAAUUCCAAGAAGAGACCGCUGGACCUUGACUGGGACGUGAUAUUGGACUCAAAAGACGACGAACAACAGCAGAUACUGAUCGUUAAAGGGCCUACGCAACUGCCAAAACCCUCGCCAAUGAGCACCGAUCACUCGCCUAGGGAGGAUUGUGCUUCCAUGACCGAUCGCGAGCUUGAGGACGGUAUUAAGAGGCAGAAGCUCAAUAUUGCAAAUUUAAGCCCAAUUUUGCCUGACAAAGGUGAGAAACUUCGGGCGUUGCUUAAAACCUUAGAGGAUGAAUACCAACGGAGAAAGCUUCGACGCCCUGAAAUGGAUGUUGAUGUAUUUGAGAAGCCUGCUCAGUUAACAAGUUCAGGUAUAACUGAUGGCUUUAAACAAAAGAAUGGAUCAUCUGAAGUACAUUCACAAUCUGAAGUUGCCAUUAUUUUUAGUAGAAAGACGAAAGAAAAUACAGAUUGCAAGAUAGUCAAAGCAUUUGAUGAUGAAGAAUUGUCAACUUUGAGUCGAUGCAACAGCCAGAAAACGAGAACUGAUGGAGCCUUAUCACAAAGUUGGAGAAAAAAAGGUCAUUCAUCAUCAAAAAAAUUGCCUUUUCAAUACGAUAACAGCCCUUCACAUAAUGGAGAUAAACAUGUUACAUAUAACGGUGAUCGAAAGGACAGAGCUUCUUCUACUUCUUCCUUCAGCCACACUGGGGAAAGCUUUUCCAGCAAUUUUUCCAAGAAGAAGGAUACUUGUCAAGUCCUACCUUCAAAUGGCUCAGGGCCUAGGAAACAGGGGAAGACAGUUGUUCUUGUAGAUGAGGAUGAAACCCAACUUGUAGAGACAAUAGAGCCUGAAAACAAACAUGCUGAAUGCAUGAAGGAUGCUAAGAUCUACUACCCAUCAAGGGAUGAUCAAGAAUCUGUAGAAAUUUGUUACUCGGAUAUAAACUGCCUAGACCCUGAAGGUUUUUUGACAUCACCGAUCAUGAACUUUUACAUCAGGUAUUUACGGCUGCAAAUCUCCCCAACAAACAAGGCUAUAUGUGAUUAUCACUUUUUCAAUACAUUCUUCUACAAGAAGCUCAAACAGGCUGUAUCUUACAAGGGGAGUGACAAAGAAUCCUUUUUUGUCAAGUUUAGAAGGUGGUGGAAGGGUGUCAAUAUAUUUCAGAAGGCAUAUGUCUUUAUUCCCAUACACGAAGAUCUUCAUUGGAGCUUGGUGAUUAUUUGUAUCCCAGACAAGGAAGAUGACUUGGGACCAAUUAUACUUCAUUUGGAUUCUUUGGGACUUCACUCUAGUAAAUCAGUCUUUGAAGACAUUAGAAGUUAUUUGAGAGAAGAAUGGAACUACAUGAAACAAGAAGUUUCUCCGCCAGAUCUUCCAAUUGCAGACCGAAUAUGGAAACAUCUCCCUCGUAGAAUUGAUGUGAAAAAAAUUGAGGUUCCUCAACAGAAAAAUGACUAUGAUUGUGGUCUCUUUGUGCUGUUCUUCAUGGAGCGAUUCAUUGAAGAGGCUCCUGAGAGACUGAAAAAGAAAGAUUUGGCAAUGUUUGGCAAGCGGUGGUUCAGACCUGAACAAGCCUCUGGUUUGAGAGUGAAAAUCCGAAAAUUACUAUCAGAUGAAUUUCAAAAGGCAUAUGAGGGUGGCCAAUAUUUGGAAUUUUCUCCUUCGUCUUCAGGUGGUGCUUCACCCUGAACAUGAUCCAGCUGCGACUCUACUAGUUGUCCGUAUGGGUUGAGUGUACAUCUAUGUAUAGCUCACAUUUGAAUAGAAAAUUGACUCUGAAAGAAUGGUGAAAUGACACUUGUAUAGCCUCGGGAAUCGGUUCAAAUGCCAUUGGCGCACAAAGAAAAAGUGGACACAGAUUUGCCUGGACAACAAAAUAGAUCUUGGUCAUUUCCAACUGACCUGUUUUGGUAAGUUAAAAAGUCCAUUUUAAUUGCUUGUCCAAAAUCCAAAUGUACAGGAGGGAAUCGGAGUAGUGCUGAUUACUAAUGAUGGGGGUGGUUGAGAUAUUAUCCACCAAUUAGGUUGCAUUCUUUUUAAUGUAAGCAGUUUCUUCUGCAAUUGAACAUCAAAGGACAAUUGAGGGGAGGAAAUAUGCAAGCAUAAAAAGACAAUUGAUAAUUGUUCCACUGAGCUCCAUGGAAACGCUCAGUUACUGUCUUGUGAUUUGAUGUCCACAACUUAAACAUAAUUUUUAGAAGAAUACAGUGUGCUUCGCUUA